ACACCGACUGAACACGCAACAACACCGACUGAACACGCAACAACACCGACAGAACACGUAACAACACCGACUGAACACGCAACAACACCGACAGAACACGCAACAACACCCACUGAACACGCAACAACACCGACUGAACACGCAACAACACCGACUGAACACGCAACAACACCGACAGAACACGUAACAACACCGACUGAACACGCAACAACACCGACAGAACACGCAACAACACCGACUGAACACGCAACAACACCGACUGAAGGCGCAACAACACCGACAGAACACGCAACAACACCGACUGAACACGUAACAACACCGACUGAACACGCAACAGAACCGACUGAAGGCGCAACAACACCGACAGAACACGAAACAACAACGACUGAACACGCAACAACGCCUCCUGUAACAUCGCAUACUGGAGGCGUAACAAGACCUUCCCGAGGAGUAACAACAACUAGUGAAUACGUAACAACGUCUCCAGAAGACGUAACGUCACAGACUGUGACAACUAUGACCACUAAAGACGAAGAAGGAAUAGCUACUGAAAGUUUUACGUUGCCAUCAACUCAGUCAGUAACUACGCAAGACCUUAUAGAACAAACAUCACCCGGAACAAGUUCCGUAGCAAAACCCGSAACAGAAUCCGCAACUUCACCUUCUACUGAAGACUUGACAACAUCAUUAACUUACGAUAGAACAACAACCUCUACUUACGGACGCACAGCUACUCAAGACRUAACAACAUUUACGACUACUGAACCRUUGCCACAUAMURAAACCGUAACAACAGCCGUAACURAGCCAACGUCUCGAACUGAAGACAAUGGUUAUACAGUAACAGCUGAGACCGCUACUCAACCCGUAACAACCGUUAAUAACAAAGGCAGUAAUGUAAUAACGCACGCUAGCGAAAACGGUAAAACCAUUUCACCCGUAACAGAAACAGUAGCGCAUGAUAGCGAAAGCGGUAAAACUGAGCAUGCUAACCGACUAACAUCCACAGACAACAAAUGGGRAAUAAGUACMGAAGAAUUAGUCGGACUAGUGACCGAUGUCAUUAUCCCUCAUGYGGAGUCGACUACAAGUCCAAAUAAACCAAGAACAACUUCAUUUCAGACGAGCACCUCUGAAAACACAGGAAAAACCAAGUGUCAAACGAUGCAGAUUAAAGCUGAAUCUCCAUUGAUUGGAGCAUUUUACCCAGAAUGCAAAGAGAAUGGUGAAUUCCAGGAAAAGCAAUGCUGGGGGUCUACAGGAYAUUGCUGGUGUGUUGACCAGGAAGGCAAUGAAAUUCCAGGAACAAAAGUCCAGUUCAAACAACCAAACUGUGCUCUUGCAGAGACAUCGACUACGGCUCAACCAAGUACAACAGAAAGCAUUGCUCCUAGCACCAAGGUGACGAAACAAAAAAGACAGAAAGAUGUUCCUGCUUCCCCACCAACAAAAAAGAGCAAACGGAAAACUAAAACYACACCRAAAACAGGUAAUCRGAACUUGAAUGAAUGGAAGGAAUUGUUCGAUCGAUCGAUCGUUUGA
Exaiptasia diaphana is the source of this 1542-nucleotide messenger RNA. RefSeq names its product zonadhesin-like. The transcript is spliced from 3 exons. The annotation marks the transcript as partial. Lineage: Eukaryota; Metazoa; Cnidaria; Anthozoa; Actiniaria; Aiptasiidae. The record is from RefSeq and is a predicted model, not a curated record.